GGCGGCGGCUCAGCCCGAGCGCCCGCGCGGGCGGCGGGAGCUGGCCCGUUAUUGUAUUGCCAAAAGCCGAAUGGGAAAGGAUUCAGGGCAAUCUUGGCAGUACAACUAGAGAAGCAGCAUGUAUCCUUGCUGAGAGGAAAGAACGGAAAGAAAUGCACUUACGCUCCAAGGCAGCUGUAAAGGACUGGCCCAAUACCAUUAUGGGCCUGGCACAAAGGAAACUUAAAGCCAAAAAACUAUGUGCAGAAAGGGAAGAGGAAGAGAGAAGGUUAAUUGAUUUGGAAGAAGCACAAUUCCAAGCAGCAAGACGGAAAGAGGCUAUCGAUCAAGCAAGCACCUAUCAAUACUAUAAGACUGAAAGAGUGAAAGGGUUACAUAGUGCACUUCUACUUACUGAGGUCCUUAAAGAAAGAGAUGCUCAAGUUGAAUUUAAAAAGUUAAAGCAAGAUGUUAAUAAAAAGAAGGAAGAAGAAUUGGAACAUGAACGUAAAAAAGCUAUUCUCAGAGAACAGGAGAAGGCACAUGAACAUUAUAUGAAACAAAAGGCACUUAGCAGAGCUCAGCUGGAACAAAUAAAGGAGCACAAGCGUCAGGCAGAACUGGCCAAGCUAGAAGACAAAAGAGAAGGAGAAGAAAUUCAGAGAUUGACUCGGUUGUACCAACUGGAAAUUCAGAGAGAAAAGGAGAAGGAGCAGGCGGAAAAGCUUGAACGCCGGAGGCUGCAUCAUAAACAUGUAGCUGACCAAAAAAUAAUCAAAGCAGCAGAGGAACAAAAACAAGAGGAAGAUGAUGAUCGGAUUAGAGCUCAUUUUAAAGCAAAGCAAAUUAUUGACAAGCUGAGAAAAGAAAAAGAAGCUGAAAUGCAAAGGCUAAUGCAGGAACACCAGGACACCAUUGUUAACCGCCUAGCUGCACAGAUGAGUGAGGCAUUUAAGAUGGAAGAUGGUCGUGUUGCUAGAGAUAUUGCAAAAAAAGAAGCUGAACAAGAAAAAGAACGCAAAGACAAAGAAGAAAAAAGAAAGGCCGACAUUGAAUCUAUUGCUGAACACAGAGCCACUGUGAUGAAGAUGAAAAUGGAAAGGGAGAAAGAGAAAAAAGCAGAGGGUAAAAAAGAACUUUAUGACUUAAUGGAAACAGAUCGUAUCUACCUGGAAAUGGAAAAAGCCAAGAAACAAAGACGUCGUGAUGAAAAUAUGGAAGUCCAGAAAAUUCAGGUCCAGCAAAUGGCUGAAAAGCAGGCAAGAAAACAGCAGGAAAAACAAGCAGACUUGGACUACGAUGCUCAGAGAGAGGCUAUUGCAUUUUUUAAGGAGUGUGAAUUUCAGAACUAUGCAAAGCAAGUAAUUGAAUCAGAGUCCAAGACCACACAUAAUCUUUAUCCUCUUCUCAAAGCAUCCAAAGAAGGAACAGAACUGGUACAUGGGCCACAUUCCAGAGGAAGAGGACCUAGUUAUCAAGCACAGGACAUUCCUGGAACUCAGUUACCUUGUUGUAUCUGUACUACAACUCAAGAAGUAAAAACAUGAAAUAACACUAAGACUAUCCAACAAGGAAAGCCAAAAGUAGUUUCCAUGUGAUAAAAAAAUAGAUUUAAUGUCUUUUUGAAUCUUAUGGGAAGAGUUUAAAACUAUAAAGGAUCCAUAUUGAAUACAUGCUAUUAAGCUGGAAGCCCAUUUGAAAAAAAUGCCAGAGAUCUGACUAUAGUCUCAGAAAUCACCAGCUUGUAUUUUUUGAAAGUUAGUUUGUUAAACUGGAGACAGAG
Messenger RNA from Rhea pennata, 1762 nucleotides. It is a transcript of the gene CFAP210, whose product is annotated as cilia and flagella associated protein 210. The transcript is spliced from 9 exons. The coding region runs from base 153 to 1526 and encodes 457 amino acids. The record is from RefSeq and is a predicted model, not a curated record. Lineage: Eukaryota; Metazoa; Chordata; Aves; Rheiformes; Rheidae.